GCUUAGCCAUAUUAUACAUUUUCAAACUGAUCUUGAAACCCUUAUUGGUGUCCUACUCUGAGCUAACAGAAAACUGUCAUACACCUUAAGCUAAAAUUAACCUAAUUUUCAGACUUUUGACUUUGAAUGAAUCCUUACAAAUUUCUAGAAAAGAAUAUGCAAUUAAUUAUAUUGUACCUUUAUAAUUAUAUUUCAUAUAAUUAACUAGUUCCCUCUGAUUAAUUUUCCUUAUUUUUUGAUCAGGCAAAUGUCUAAGCCUCAGAGUUCUCUUCCAUGCCUGCUUCUGAUCUUCUUAUCCGAAGCGCUCUUUCAUUCCUCUCAGGCUGACGUUGGCACUGCCGCUCAGUACAGGCCCCCUUAUUUACCUACCGCCUGUGGUGGAAGUGACCAGGGACAGUUUCCUCCGGGCAACCUGUUCGCGUCCGUUGGCGAGGGAAUUUGGGACAAUGGUGCAGCUUGUGGAAGGCAAUAUCAGGUGAGGUGCAUUAGCGCUCCCGUGCGAGGAACCUGCGUUCCAGGGAACACGAUUCAGGUAAAGAUUGUGGAUCGUGCACUCUCUUCGGUGUCCCGACCUUCAAGAAGUGAUGCUACCAUAGUUCUCUCUACUACUGCAUUUGCUGCAAUCGCCAACUCUUCCGCUACAUUCGUUAACAUAGAAUUUCAACACAUCUGUCACCCCAUAUCGUCUAAUAAAAGUCAAGAGUGGGUAUCCGGAGCUAUUGGUUAGGUAGAC
Messenger RNA from Pyrus x bretschneideri (Chinese white pear), 733 nucleotides. Its product is annotated as EG45-like domain containing protein. NCBI's taxonomy places the organism in Eukaryota, Viridiplantae, Streptophyta, Magnoliopsida, Rosales, Rosaceae. The record is from RefSeq and is a predicted model, not a curated record. Bases 248 to 727 code for a protein of 159 amino acids. The transcript is spliced from 3 exons.